Gigantopelta aegis is the source of this 5056-nucleotide messenger RNA. Its product is annotated as leucine--tRNA ligase, cytoplasmic-like. Lineage: Eukaryota; Metazoa; Mollusca; Gastropoda; Neomphalida; Peltospiridae. Bases 308 to 3826 code for a protein of 1172 amino acids. The transcript has 31 exons. Gene Ontology annotation, molecular function: aminoacyl-tRNA deacylase activity; ATP binding; leucine-tRNA ligase activity. Gene Ontology annotation, biological process: leucyl-tRNA aminoacylation. The record is from RefSeq and is a predicted model, not a curated record.
CCCACUUUACGAGCCGGUAUGUCGACAGCGUGUCGAUUUGUUUCGUGUGUUUGGUGUGGGAUUUCUUAUCGUUUCAUCAUAUGCGUUAGCCUAUCUGCAUCAUAUGGCAUAUGUGUCAAUGUAGUGUAAUAGUGUGUAUAUUGGUAUGCUUGGUAUAUAACUGAAAAAGGUGGUAAAUGAUUUGUUAGGUGUCAUUACAAUUUAAAGGUGGCCGGUAUUGGCAGGACCACUCCAGCCCUUAAUUUGAGGCUCAAACUUGAUCGUGCUCAAAAGUCCUAACUGGUAGAAUAACUGGUUGGAAGUUAACAUGGAGAGGAAAAGUACAGCUAAAUUGUGUGAAUUGUUGGAGAUUGAGAGACAAGUUCAAGAGAAGUGGUACAAAGAAAGAAUAUUUGAAGAAGAUGCACCUCCUAAAGGGUCCAAGUCAGCAGAGCGGGAAAAGUUCAUGGUCACCUUUCCUUAUCCAUACAUGAAUGGCCGACUGCAUCUAGGUCACACAUUUUCUCUUUCGAAGUGCGAGUUUGCAGUUGGUUAUUGGCGCAUGCAGGGGAAGAGAUGCUUGUUCCCAUUUGGUCUUCACUGCACAGGAAUGCCCAUCAAGGCGUGUUCCGACAAGCUGCAGAGAGAAAUGGAAGACUUUGGAUACCCACCACAGUUUCCUCCUGAAGAGGAGGAUGUGAUUGAGAAAAAUGAGGACUUUGAGAUGAAGGACAAAACAAAAGGAAAAAAGAGUAAAGUUCUGGCAAAGACAGGCGGUCUGAAGUACCAGUGGCAGAUCAUGUCGUCUCUUGGCCUGGUGGAUGAGGACAUCAAAGAGUUCGCUGAUCCGGCUCACUGGCUCAAGUACUUCCCACCACAUGCCAUCAGUGACUUGAAGAGCAUGGGUUUGAAGGUCGACUGGCGGCGAAGUUUCAUCACCACUGACGUUAACCCAUACUAUGACUCGUUUGUCCGCUGGUCUUUUGUGCACUUGAAGGAAAGAGAUAAAAUAAAAUUUGGAAAAAGGUACACCAUCUUCAGCCCGAAGGAUGGUCAGCCGUGUAUGGACCAUGACAGAAGCUCGGGAGAGGGAGUCGGACCUCAAGAAUAUACCCUAGUCAAACUGAGGCUUCAGCAACCCUACCCAGAAAAACUCAAAUCUUUGACAAGCCGUCCAGUGAUCCUAGUUUGUGCAACCCUACGACCUGAAACAAUGUACGGGCUGACCAACUGCUGGAUUAGACCUGACAUGAACCUCGUUGCUAUAGAGACGACCACCGAUGAGGUGUUUGUGUGCACGAAGCGAGCUGCCCGGAACAUGAGCUACCAGGGAUUCACACGACACAACGGGGAAUAUAAAGUCCUCGUCCCUCUUGUGGGCCAGGAUAUCCUCGGCUGUCCGGUUCAUGGACCUCUGACUCCCUACAGCACGGUCUACACACUCCCCAUGCUGACUAUCAAAGAGGACAAAGGUACGGGAGUUGUUGCCAGUGUGCCGUCGGACUCACCUGAUGAUUUCGCUGCUCUCCGAGAUCUCAAGAAAAAGGAGGCAUUGAGACAGAAGUACAGCAUCAAGGAUGAGAUGGUGCUGCCUUUUGAACCUAUUUCGAUAAUUAACACGCCUGAGCUUGGCACCCUGUCAGCUGUGACGGCAUGCGACCAGUUCAAGAUACAGAGUCAGAACGACCGCGACAAGCUGCAGGAGGCCAAGGAGAAGGUUUACAAGCUGGGAUUCUACGACGGGGUUAUGACAGUUGGCGAGUGGAAGGGACAGAAGGUUCAGGACAUCAAGAAAAAGGUUCAGAAGUCUUUAGUGGACAAGAAUGAAGCUGUCGUGUACAUGGAACCUGAGAAAAAGGUUGUAUCUCGCUCUGCUGACGAGUGUGUGGUGGCACUCUGUGACCAGUGGUUUCUCGAUUAUGGAGAACCAAAGUGGAAGGGCCAGGCCUUGGAAUGUCUGGGGAACCUCAACACAUUUUCCGACCAUGUGCGAGAGAACUUCAUAGCAACUUUGGACUGGCUACAUGAACACGCCUGCUCAAGAUCUUACGGCUUAGGUUCCCGGAUGCCGUGGGACGAGCAGUAUCUGAUUGAAUCUUUGUCCGACUCAACGAUAUACAACGCAUAUUACACUGUGGCUCACCUGCUCCAAGGUGGACUUGUUGACGGGAGCAAGACGGGUCCUGCCAGUAUAAGACCUGAGCAGCUGACUUUGGAAGUGUGGGACUACAUAUUCUUCAAGAACGCUCCAUUUCCCAAGAAUUGUGGCAUCUCGAAGGAAAUUCUUGACAAACUGAAGAAUGAGUUUGAAUACUGGUACCCAGUGGACAUCAGGAUGUCAGGGAAAGACCUCGUCCCCAACCACCUCACCUACUACAUCUACUGCCACUGCGCUAUCUGGCCAGAUGACAAAUCAAAAUGGCCCAAGGGAAUUAGAGCAAAUGGUCACAUUUUAUUGAAUUCUGAAAAGAUGUCAAAAUCAACUGGCAAUUUCCUGACUUUGUCGGAAGCAAUCUCCAAGUACUCUGCGGAUGGUAUGAGGAUGUCACUGGCCGAUGCGGGCGACACUGUGGAGGAUGCCAACUUCGUGGAGAAGAUGGCAGACGCGGGGCUGCUGCGUUUGUAUACGUUCCUCGAGUGGGUGCGCGACACCCUGGCCACGAUGGACACGCUGCGGUCCGGACCUGUCCAACAGUACACAUUCAGCGAUAACGUCUUUCUCAGUGAAAUAAAUAAGGCUAUUUGUGAGACCAAAGCAAGUUAUGAAAACAUGAUGUUCAAAGAUGCACUGAGAACAGGUUUCUUUGAAUUUCAGGCGGUUCGAGACAAGUACCGGGAGGUGGAGGUGGAGGGAAUGCACCGGGACUUGGUGUCGCGCUUCAUCGAAACUCAGAUCCUCAUGCUGGCCCCCAUCUGUCCACACAUCACUGAACACAUCUGGAAACUCUUGGGAAAGACUGGCAGUAUCAUGCAUGCCGCGUGGCCGAAUGCCGGUCCGAUUGACCGUGUGUUGGUCCGGUCGUCCGAGUAUUUGAUGGACGCCGCUCACGAAUUCCGUCUCCGCCUCAAGGCAGCCCUUGCUCCCAGCAAGACAAAGAAAGUGGUUCAGAUGCCAACACAUGCAACAAUCUGGGUGGCCAAGAGAUACCCGCCAUGGCAGAACACAAUCUUAGUAACACUGAAAGAAUUGUUUGAGGCUAACAAAGGUUUUCCUGAAAAUAAGGUGAUUGCUGCCAAACUGAAUUCCAACCCAGAUCUGAAAAAGUAUGCAAAGAAACUCAUGCCCUUCGUACAAGUGGCAAAGGAAAACUUUCAGAAGCAUGGUGUCAAAGCGCUGGAUUUGACAAUGGAGUUUGACGAGUGUAAAGUGCUUGAAGGAAAUCUCAAAUACUUGACCAACACACUAGAGAUGGAAGGAAUUGAUGUGAAGUUUUCAGAUAAUGCAGAUGAGAAAGUUCAACAAGACUGCUGUCCAGGAAAACCAUUCAUCACGUUUAGAACAGAGCCUUCGGUUGCCGUGAGCUUCAUGAACCCCCAACCCUACAGUGGGCUGUUUGAAGUCAGCCUGGCCGUGUUUGAAAAUGAUACGAGGCAGAAGAUCGUCACUCGUCUUAUGAAGACAGAGAGGUCGAAAAUAAAAGAUUCCACAUCAGUGUCCAUCCUGAGGUAUGAGGACAGUGAAGCCGGUUCUAGGAAAAUUCCAAACAUUAAUGAUCUUAAACAGGGCAAAGUGCAAGUUUCCGAUGGAGCUGUGUUUCAUAUAAACUCUGACAAAAACAUCGUUACAGUCCAGGAGAAUGGGAAAACCUGCACCAUAGGACAACAGAUGGUGUAUAUUGUGGAAUAGUUUCUUCUGAAUUACACUGAAUUCCAUGCACACUGAUAUUUAUUUUUGUAUAACCAAAUUUGAAUCUGUAAACUCAAUGACUGGGGUGUAUGUAAACUCAAUGACUGGGAUGUAUGUAAACUCAAUGACUGGGGUGUAUGUAAAAUGAUAUAUAAAGUAGAUACACAUACUGGUAUUCCAUACGGUUUGGUUUUUCUUAUAAGUAUCUGGACGGACGGACGAACUUCCAAAUCCUACCUGAAAAGUUAUUUCCCUUCAAUGACAAAACUAGCCACAAACCUAGCAUUUAUGUAUUUCCUCAAAGUAUUAGCAAAUGAAAGUUUGAUAGAGCAGAUCAACAAAAUAAUCCAACUUGUAUAAAGUUUAAAAUUAAAAACGUACUUGCCUAGGACUUCAUUGUCUCUAUAUUCAGGGUUUCUGGUCACCCUAAUGUUUGCAGUACUUCGUUAAAAGUUUAUUUUACUGCCUAAUAUGUAUUUUGUUGUUACAUGAAAUUAUUGAGAUGUAAAAUCUGGAUUCGACUUCUAGAAACAUUCAGAAAGAACUUGUAUAUGAAAAGGAAUGUAAAUGAUCACUAAUACCUCAUUUGACAUAUACUUGGUAAUUGUGGGUGGUUGUUUUUCCUCAAAUGUACUAGUAUGCGGGGGGUUUUCUUUAAAUUUUUACAGAGUGAAAAAUAUUAAAACCUCAUUUCGUUCUGUUAAUCCGAAUUGAAUUAUGUUUGGUUAAAUUUUUACAACUCACGUUCCUUGAAAUGAAAUGCCUUGCCUUAAAUUACUAUGGCUGUCCAAUUAGCUGGAAAAUUAUGGGGUUUUUUCAUUUAAUCUAAAAUUGUGUGUUUUUAAUUUGUUAAACUGCCAUUAUAUGUUGGUGGUCUGGGUAUGCAUCAUUCCAACACAUGAGACUCAUAUAUGAUCUGAUUAUCCCAUUUUAUCUAAUUAGCUAUCUUGUUACAAGAAAUUACCUCCACUCAAAUAGCAAAGUCACUUUAUUUAUUUUUAUUUUUUUUCUCGGAGAUUCUGGAUGAUAAAUAUCAUGAUUAGAGAAAACACUUAAACAAUAAAAUGUUUGUUUGGUGUCUGUGUUUGCCUUAAGGCAGGCUUUCACGAUUAGUGAAGUCCAGAUUAUCGAGGUUCCACUGUAUUUGAAAUUCCAUCAUUGUACAUCACAAUACAAUCUACAGGUGUUGUUGCACUAUAAACAAAAUGGAAUAAAAGCAUAUUUAGAAAA